Messenger RNA from Malania oleifera, 2113 nucleotides. RefSeq names its product probable alkaline/neutral invertase D. The record is from RefSeq and is a predicted model, not a curated record. NCBI's taxonomy places the organism in Eukaryota, Viridiplantae, Streptophyta, Magnoliopsida, Santalales, Ximeniaceae. Bases 170 to 1843 code for a protein of 557 amino acids. Gene Ontology annotation, molecular function: endo-alpha-N-acetylgalactosaminidase activity; sucrose alpha-glucosidase activity. The transcript has 6 exons. Gene Ontology annotation, biological process: sucrose catabolic process.
CUUUUUUCCUCCGCUUCUUCUACCUUACGUUGUCCCUUUGCAGAACAAUUUCCGGCGAAACCGCCGGAUUUCGACCGUUGGUUCCGCCGGAGAUUCUCUUCUCCCAUCAUUCCGGCUCUGCAAGAUCUCUCUGUGAUACAACUAUUUGUGCACUGACAAGUUGGGAGAUAUGGAUGGGACUAAAGAGAUGGGGCUUAAAAAUGUGAGCUCGCAUUGCUCAUUGUCUGAUAUGGAUGAUUAUGAUCUCUCACGGCUUCUUGACAAGCCAAGGCUCAACAUUGAAAGGCAAAGAUCUUUUGAUGAGAGGUCGCUUAGUGAAUUGUCAAUUGGUCUCACGAGAGGCGGAAUGGACAAUUUUGAGAGCACAUACUCCCCCGGGGUAAGGUCUGGUUUUGAUACCCCAGCAUCAUCAGCGCGGAACUCUUUCGAGCCUCAUCCAAUGGUUGCUGAAGCCUGGGAAGCCCUCCGGCGAUCUUUGGUAUUCUUCCGGGGUCAGCCUGUUGGCACAAUAGCUGCCUAUGACCAUGCUUCGGAGGAGGUUCUAAACUAUGAUCAGGUCUUCGUACGAGAUUUUGUACCUAGCGCUCUUGCUUUUCUGAUGAAUGGAGAGCCUGAGAUAGUUAAGAAUUUCCUCUUGAAGACACUACAUCUUCAAGGCUGGGAAAAGAAAAUAGACCGAUUCAAGCUAGGGGAAGGUGCAAUGCCAGCCAGCUUCAAAGUUCUUCAUGAUCCUAACCGGAAAGUAGAUACUUUAAUUGCUGAUUUUGGUGAAAGUGCAAUUGGGAGAGUCGCUCCAGUAGACUCAGGAUUCUGGUGGAUAAUUCUGCUUCGUGCAUAUACAAAGUCAACUGGUGAUUUGACUUUAGCAGAAACUCCUGAAUGUCAAAAGGGAAUGAGGCUUAUACUAUCUCUAUGUUUGUCAGAGGGAUUUGAUACAUUCCCUACUCUUUUGUGUGCUGAUGGAUGCUCCAUGAUUGAUCGAAGAAUGGGUAUUUAUGGUUAUCCUAUUGAAAUUCAAGCCCUUUUCUUUAUGGCAUUGAGAUGUGCUUUAGCCAUGCUGAAACAUGACACUGAAGGCAAGGAUUUUGUGGAGAGAAUAGUUAAGCGUUUGCAUGCCUUGAGUUAUCACAUGCGAGGUUACUUCUGGCUUGACUUCCAACAGCUGAAUGACAUAUACCGUUACAAGACAGAGGAGUACUCUCACACUGCUGUAAAUAAGUUUAAUGUAAUUCCUGAUUCUAUCCCAGAAUGGGUAUUUGAUUUUAUGCCAACACGCGGUGGUUACUUCAUUGGCAAUGUUAGCCCUGCUAGGAUGGAUUUUCGAUGGUUUGCUUUAGGUAACUGUGUUGCUAUUCUAUCUUCUCUUGCAACUCCUGAGCAAUCUAUGGCUAUUAUGGAUCUUAUUGAAGCACGCUGGGAGGAGCUGGUUGGAGAAAUGCCUUUGAAGAUAAGCUAUCCUGCCAUAGAAAGUCAUGAAUGGAGAAUUGUGACUGGUUGUGAUCCUAAGAAUACUCGAUGGAGUUACCAUAAUGGAGGAUCUUGGCCAGUGCUCUUAUGGUUGUUGACGGCUGCUUGCAUCAAGACGGGACGUCCUCAAAUUGCAAGACGAGCAAUUGAUCUUGCUGAGGCCCGUCUGCUGAAAGACAACUGGCCGGAGUAUUAUGAUGGGACACUAGGUAGAUUUAUUGGUAAACAAGCUAGGAAAUAUCAGACGUGGUCAAUUGCAGGAUAUUUGGUGGCAAAGAUGUUGCUGGAAGAUCCCUCACACUUGGGGAUGAUAUCACUGGGAGAGGACAAACAGAUGAAGCCUCUGAUUAAGAGAUCAUCCUCCUGGAAUUGUUAAAAGAGAAUCUAUCAGUCAGUCAAAGUAGUUGCAGGCACUGUUAAUAUUGCCAUGUUGGUUCCUGGAUAAAAAAUGCUGGGACAAGGUUUGGGUUACAUAUCGUGGUUGGGAAGAGGUCGUGCGUGACGCUUUUGUUCAAAUCCUAAAGAGUGUAUAAAGUUAUGUAGAGAACAGGAUCCCACAACCCUCCAUUGUAUGGUGUGGUUCCCAUCUAAAAUGGAUUAUUUAUUCGCCACAUUAUGGAAUAUAAAUUUUGAUGUUUGGAUUCAA